Molecule: messenger RNA, 1269 nt
Organism: Haliotis rubra (blacklip abalone)
Lineage: Eukaryota; Metazoa; Mollusca; Gastropoda; Lepetellida; Haliotidae
Product: beta-1,3-galactosyltransferase 5-like
Exons: 2
Coding region: 62-1180 (372 amino acids)
Cellular component (GO): membrane
Molecular function (GO): hexosyltransferase activity
Source: RefSeq, a predicted model, not a curated record
GAGGCAAUCACAUGUUAAGUAAUCGAUUGAUUUAACAGUCAGUUUAUUGUCUUCGGAAGCCAUGGCCAAGACCCGUCUUCGUUGUGACGCUUCUCUGUUAAGAAGACGUGUGCUGCAGUUGUUUGCGUUGAGCUUACUGGGAACCAUUGCAGUCACCAACCGGUUCUUCCUUACCCAGAGGAGAACUGUCAGCCAGCGCAAGAUUAUCCCGAUUGUCAAAUCUCCGAUAAUUGAACGGAACGGCAGAGCAUUCUUAGAAGGAUCGAACGACACAGUUCCUGAUCUGGUUCCCGGCAUGCAUCGCUACAGCAUUGUCCGUUUUGAAAAGUUUUUUGUUCCUCGUUGGGAGAGAAUUACUCCCCUUGAUUUCGUGUUCUUGCCUGCAACAAGAGGACAGUGUGAAAGCGAUCAACCAUUUCUUAUUUUCCUCGUUUUGUCCAUGACGAGAAAUUGGGAAUUGAGGAACGCUAUCCGAGAAACCUGGGGCAGCGUUAACAGAACAAACACAUGGGGAGGUAAAUAUUUACGGAAGCCCGUUCGAGUUAUAUUUGUCCUUGGUCUGAGCGGCAAUGACGACUCACUGCUACGGGAAUCCAGAAUGUAUGGAGACAUAGUCCAUGUGUCUGUUAAGGAUAAUUACUACAAUCUGACAUACAAGGUGUUGAUGGGGAUUCGGUGGGUGUACGAGUUCUGCAGACACGUGGAAUUUGUUGCUAAGGUUGAUGAAGAUACGUUCCCAGACGUUCCGGUGUUCUUGGACAUACUGACGUCAGUGAAUAUGACCAACACUAUAAUGGGGCCCUUUUUCACUUUCGGCAAAGUACACAGACAGGGCAAAUACACUGUGAGCGAUGCCUUAUAUCCAGCCCCUGAAUUCCCCCCGCAUUGUAAGGGCAACUUCUAUCUUAUGCCAACAUACCUGGCAGUCAGGAUUUUGAAGACGGCACAGCAUUUGCCCUACGGCAACAUGGAGGAUGCUCACCUUACCGGAGUCGUGGCCCGCGCCAUCGGCGGGAUUAGAUAUCGUGGUUUGACGAAGAAGCAGUACAGUACACAUUCCCCACCCGGAGUGUGUGAAUACAUCAAUGGUACAAAGAUCGUCGCACAGAAAGUUGGUCCAGAGCUGGCGAAGGAGAUCUGGAGACGGUUUAAUGACGACACACUUUGUUCUGGGUCAUGAAGCUGAAAUAGAUGAAACUUUUUUGGCUAGCUUAUAGUUGUAUGAAACAUGCCAUGCCAUAAUAUAUGUUAUUACUCUUACAGUGGAAA